Messenger RNA from Aspergillus terreus NIH2624, 372 nucleotides. RefSeq lists its product as uncharacterized. The transcript has 2 exons. NCBI's taxonomy places the organism in Eukaryota, Fungi, Ascomycota, Eurotiomycetes, Eurotiales, Aspergillaceae. The record is from RefSeq and is a predicted model, not a curated record. Bases 1 to 372 code for a protein of 123 amino acids.
AUGUUUGUUGAAGACAAGCUGCCUCCAAAUGCCAUUCUUAUCGAGCAUAUUCCGGGGGCUGAGCCACUAAGUCUUGGAAACUACUCGAAAUGCCGGCUGGAUGAGCUUCGGAAGAUACUCCAUGAGUUUCAUGAUAUUGGGAUCCUGCAUGGAGACCCCAAGCCGAGAAAUAUGAUGGUCUCCUCAGGUGAUCUGGACAGAGUACUGUGGAUCGACUUUGAUUCUGCGCGGGUCUUUUCAGAGGAUUCUCUUUCACCAAAGCAAGAAAAUUUGAUCAAAAAGAACGAGAUAAUGGACUAUUUUGUCGAGAAUUUGGCUUUGGAUUACGAGGAGGGCGAGAUCAAUCGUACACACUCUUACUAUUAUGAAUAG